Molecule: messenger RNA, 705 nt
Organism: Pyricularia grisea
Lineage: Eukaryota; Fungi; Ascomycota; Sordariomycetes; Magnaporthales; Pyriculariaceae
Exons: 1
Coding region: 1-705 (234 amino acids)
Source: RefSeq, a predicted model, not a curated record
AUGACAGGUCUCGAAGGUAUCUGGGCGGCAUCUGGGCUCGCUAGCCUUUUCAACACAGCAAUAGCGUCGUUUGACUACAUCCUUGUAGCGAAGCAAGCGGCUACGCGACCACAGUCAUUGCUGGUACAGCUUGACAGUGCUCAGCUGAGGCUGACGCGCUGGGGAGAGGCGGCCGGAAUCGCAGGCUGGGAAGUUAAAGAUGAAAAUUCAAUGAAAGAAUCCGGAUCGUUCCAGCUUAACGAAACCCAGGAAAAACAGACCAUUAAGACGUUUUUGGCGGUAUCAACCCUUUUCGAAGAGUGCCAGAAGCUUUGUCACGGGGAACGUAAGAAAGAUUCCAGCGCCAUCACGAACGAGAUUUCCCCAUUCGACCAAGGCAGCGGGAAUUGGAACCUCACGUACCGUUACCUGCACCGGCAAAUGCAGGGCACCGUCAACAGCCGUCGAAACAAGGUUUCAGUGGCGCAACGUGUCAAAUUCGCCUUUUACCAGAAAAAGCACCUCGAAGAUUUUAUCAAAGAUAUCAACUGUCACAUCGAUAACCUGUACACGAUAUAUGACCCACCCGCGGAAAACCUGGCGGAGCUCAGCAAGGUUGAGGUGAAGAAAAUCCUUGAAGCUGUGGAGGAGCUGCGCGUCGCCUCCAAAAAUGAUCCCAUCCUUAGAUUUGCCGUGGAGACCAUCCUUAAACAAGAGGCAAGUUAA